This is a messenger RNA of Apis cerana (Asiatic honeybee), 5437 nucleotides long. RefSeq lists its product as uncharacterized. NCBI's taxonomy places the organism in Eukaryota, Metazoa, Arthropoda, Insecta, Hymenoptera, Apidae. The record is from RefSeq and is a predicted model, not a curated record.
GAUAACGGCGAAAUGUUGCGCUCGUAUCUAUUAACUAUUUGAAAAGCAAGGUGGAAGAGGGGGAUGAUUAUCGCGGAACGAGAGACGCGUCUUGAAAGUUUUUCAUUCUCCGUCGGUUUAUCGAUAACGAUUGGGAGGAUAAUCGAUCGGCGGGGCGAGAGGGGGAGAGGAAUGGAAGAUCGCGAACGUGGUCGGUCGGCAUCGUAGGUGGAGAGUCGCGUGCAUUUCGCACCUGCCGACUCGCACCGCGCACGCGUCCAGGUAUACGACGUGGCGGCGCACAGGCCUCGGCUGGCGCGACGUCGAGCUUUCGUAGUCGGCAUCGGCCAUCCGCGACGCCAACUUUCCCUCCGAGACGCUCCUCGCGGAUCACGCGUCACGCCGCGUCGCCUGCUCGUGCCUUCCAUCCACCACCUCCCGUUUUCCGCCGACCAGCGCACCGACUGCCCCCCGCAAACACUUCCCCGCGAUUUCGAAUUUUCGCGGCCGCGAUCCAUGUUUCCCUCUCGCCCCCCCCUUCUCCACCAAUCGAUCCACCUCAUCGGAUCCCGACGCUGGCUCACGAAAGGACGACGAGCCGUGUGCACGACUCGAUGAACCGGAACCGCUCCUGCCAGGAAUAGCCGCCAACGGCGGCGUUGCGAUCGUGGAUCGUGGCCAUCGAGUACGAAGAGGAAGGUGGAACACGACGACCGGGAGCCGGGAAAAUAGGGGAACUCGAACGAAUUAUCCUGGAUAGGCGAAAGUGGAGGUACCGGAUCCACGAUCGUCGACCAACGAACGACGAUGGAUCUUACGCUGCUCUUCAUCCUCGCCGUGCUCCUCGGACAAGAGGUGACGGGGUUGAAGCUGCUCGGCAUAAACGUCCCGGCAUACUCCCUUAGGGGCAAGAGUGCGCUCCUCGAGUGCAGAUACGACCUGGAAACGGACAAGCUCUACUCCAUCACGUGGUACAAGGAUCACGAGGAAUUCUACAGAUACGUGCCCAAAGGGGAGCCCAAGAAGCACACGUAUCACGUGGAGGGGGUUAAAGUUGACUAUCGGCGCUCCGAUCACCAGCAAGUUCUGCUUCAGAACGUGAGCCUGUACACCAGCGGGAAAUACAAGUGCGAGGUGAUCACUGAGGCUCCUAGCUUCAACGCGAUCAACGCGGAAGCCAAUAUGGAGAUCGUAGUUCUACCUCAAGAGGGACCGUUGAUAACGGGCGAGGAGAAGAUUUACGCGAGCGGCGACAUCCUCGGGUUGAAUUGCACCAGCGGCAAGUCUCAUCCCGCCUCGACGUUCAAAUGGUUCAUCAAUGGGAAGCAGGUGAAGCCCGACACGGAGAUGGUGUUCGAGCAGCACGGACUCUACUCGGUGAUAUCCAGUUUACGGCUACAGUUGGAACCGAAUCACUUCGCUGGCGACAAAAUAAACGUCAGAUGCGAGGCGACCGUGGAAUUGGAUUCAAACUCGGACGCGCUGCUCCUCGAGACUCGCACAACGGAAGUUUUCGUCGCAGGACACGCGACCACCCUCGCGUCUGCCGUCCGGCUGACGGUGGCUAGCGCGCUACUCGCGCUACUGGUCUAGGAGUAGGAUCGGCGACAAGCGCGGCCGGCCGCGCUUCCCUCCUCCGCGCACGAGGAGCCAAGGAGGAGGCCGUCGUCGGAAGGAGAGAAGGAGGCGAAGCGUCGAUGAGAGUGGAGAAGAAGAGGAGAGAAGAGGAAUGGAAAUGGCGCUUCGAAAGGAUCGUGUUGGCUACUUGGCCGGAUGGACGAUCAUCGAUCCAGGGGAGGGGGACGCGGAUUUACCGUGCCGCGUAUUACGGCACGCGACUCGAAAAUACGAUUUACGAGGGUGUAAGCCGAUUAAUUCGGAACGAUUCGACGGGAGCACGGGCUAGCCGUAAAUAUUUAUCGAAAAACACGCGUGUACGGGAGCGAGGGGACUCGAGGAUGAUUAUUCUUGGAACGAUGAUAGAUAGGAAACGGGCGAGCGAGCGAGCGAGCCAGCCGUCUCCACGCUCCUCCACCCUCCCGCGCAUAUCUGUCCGUGUUUCUCUCGCAUCACGCGCGCACUCGCGUAACGAUACGUCUAAGUAAGUACGUGUUACCCAUCCCAGUUGUACGGCUUCCAAGCUUCUAAUUCCCGUUGUCUACUUCCCGAAGGACGCGACGCGCUCGCUCGCUCGGUCCCUCGCUCGCUUCGCGAUCCUCCCUCCUCCCUCCCCCUCCCCCUCCCCUCCUCCUGUCGCGACGUCUGUGAAUACUUUAUACACACUAUUAUUACUACCACGCCUGCCGUAUCUAUCGAGAAAUAGAUACCUCGUGACCGAGAUUAGAGAAAAAGAAACGUCGUCGAAUCGUCGUCGCUUUCCGUAGAGAAACGCAAUGUGCAAUGAUCGGCAUCUCCGUGUCAUUGUCGCCCGAAAACCCCAUCACAUCAGAUCGGAAAGAAAUCGCGCGUACUUGUGUGUAUGGCCUAAUGUAUAUAUAUACAUAUACAUAUUCGCAAAUAUUUAGCAAAUAAAUCGUAUUUCAUUAAAAAAAAGCGAGCGAUUUUCAACAUUUCCCCUCCCGUUAUUGCGUCUCUCCUUCCCCUCCUCAUUUCCGUUCCGCGUAUACGUUCGCGAAACGAGCGCGAUUGGAAAAAUUCGACCCGACCAAGGAUCUCGACCAACGAACGCUGUUCUCACUGAUCGAGAAAGAAUUAAUGGUGGUUCGUGCCACUGGACGAUACAGAGAGAGAGAGAGAGAGAGAGAGAGAGAGAGAGAGAGAGAGAGAGAGAGAGAGAAGGCGCAGAGGGGAGCCCCUUAACUCGAUACCAAGGAAAUUCUCGAGAGGAUAAACGGUCGGUCGACGCGAGUCUCCCGGAAGACGAUCGAUGCUAAUGGCCCGUGCCAAACCAGACGGCCUACCUACCUACCUACCUACCUACCUACCUACCUAUCUACCUAUCUACCUGCCUGCCUGCCUGCCUGCUUGCCUGACCGUCCUUUGAAUAUGUAUCGACGCGCUCUCUCUCUCUCUCUUCCUCUUCCUCCUCCCCUUCCGCCUCACUCUUCGUUCUCCUCCAUUUCGCCUUCCCAGUUUCGAGUCGCGAUCCUCGAAACGAGGUGACCAACCGACCGACCAACCAACCAUCGAAUUCGAUUACGGGCGGUUAACAUUCGACGCCGGCACGAAUUUUCUCCAUUUGUGAGCGAUCGAGUGUGUUGGACGUUCGUCGACGAGUUUGGCAUCGAGGAGACCGAGGGAAUCGAUACCGGGCGCCAAUUAUAACCGUGUCGUCGUUUCCGUGUCCCAUCCACUCUUACUCCCUACCCUACCCUACCCUACCCUACCCCCAUCGUCUCUAUCGCUCGUCUCUCGACGAUACGUAAAAAAAAAAAAAGAGGAAAAAGGAGGGGAAAGGAAAAAUAAGCGGCAUCGAUAUCUCGGAGUUCUUUUUUUGUUUCUUUCCUUUUUUCUUUUUUAGCAAGUUCGUGUCAACGGCCGAACGGGUGAAGCGAAAUCUUGCUGUAGGAAGUAAGCAAGGUUCGCGUGCUCGUAUAACGGGGAACGGCCGGUUACGGCCAAGAUGGAUCGACCUCGGCCCAACCUUAACAGGUAUAUUAAAAUUAUUAGAAUCCAUCGAAUCCAUCCCCUUUCCCCUAUAUAAUAAAUUCUAUUCCUUUCGAUCGAAAUUGAAUCUCAAGUUGAUCGAUAUUCAGCUCGCGGUCCCCUAACGUCGACGACCCCCCUUUAAUUAACUUGUUCGCCGAGCGAGGAGACUCUCUCCUCCUCCGUUUUUCUCUCUUUUCUUUUUUUUUUCUUUUUUUUUCCUCCUCUCCUUUUGUUCCAGGGUGGCGUGAACGCCUCCUCCGCGCGCGUUCUCCCCUGUGACUACAUAAAUCUCAAUUAUUCCUUUCCACCAACGUGUCGUUUAUCCACGGGGGAAGGAAAGUCUCCUCCUAGAGAGGCCACCGAUGAAAAUCGUCGAUACCUCCUCUUCUUCCGAACUUCUUUCGCGGCGCUUCUUCCGCAAUUCUUCCUUCCAUUUCCUGCCGCAUCUUGAAUUAUAAAAUCUUGCGCACCUGCUGGUGCUCGGAUCGAUCGAAUUCCCCUCCCUCACCCUCCCCCCCACCCGUCUUGGAUACGUUUUCGGCUUCCGGACGAAUCACGAUUUUACGGCCGCCACACCGGUUCCUCGGUUUGUCAUCGACGACUGGCAGCUGCAGCGGUGAGAAUGGGUUGGGGGAGGGGAGAACGGUGUUUGUAAUUACGAUGGAGAAAAGUUUGGUCGCGAGGAGGACGAUGCCGCGCGGCCAACUUUCUUCUUUCACUCGUCUACGAAACUGUUUCGAAAUAAAGGAGCCAGUAGCACUGUCGUGGUAUUUUCCGGGAAAUGAAAAGCACCGUUUAAAGGGGGACGAACGAACGAACGAACGAUAAUUGCUCGACGAUUUUUCUUUCGAGACAACGCGAUGAUUGUCACGAAAGAGAAGAAAUUUCCAAGAUUUUUUUUUCCUCCCCCUCCUCGAUUUCUCUCUCUCUCUCUCUCUCCUUUUUUCGAUUUUUUUUCUCUUUCUUUUUUUUAAGGAAAGACGACCGCGGAAAUUUUAUUCGUUAUUCGAGGAAACGGCGCUGCGAUUGCCUGUUCCCGUGCGUGAAAAUUGGUGGAUUCGAUCGAAGUUUUUAGUUUUUAUUUUUUUUUUAUUUUUUUCGGAUCGAGCAAGUAUACACGGCGGGUGUACUCGGAUUAAUUUCCGAAAUUUUCCGUUGGAAAAAUUAACCGGCUACAAAUCCUCGAUAACGUUUCCUUUUUAUCCCGUUACGAAUCUAAAUGUCAAAAAAUGAAACGCGAUGUUUUCGUUGCAGUGUGCAAACCACGAAAAACGAACCGGCGAAUAAUGAACACGGCACACGGGAGCGCGCGCUUUGCCUUUGGGACAAUAUCAAUUAGUUAUUCGAGUGCAACGAUUUAAAAGGAAUUUUUGCCGAAAACGUAGAUACAGCGGUAGUCAAAAAUCCGAUAUGACAAAUACACAGUGCACGUGAUUGAGUUUGUUUUUGUUUUAUCGAUCGCUGCUUUAGAAAGGAAGGAAAGAUGAUACCGAUAGUGCGCGAUUUAAGGAGGGAAAAAAAAAAAAAAAAAACACGAUCGAAAAUAUCAUUUCCAAAUAUGUUUUUUCGAUCGAAUUAAACUUUCUCGUUGCUUUUUCUUUUCCUUCUUUAUUUCAAAUCUACCCUUCCUUUUACCUUCGAAAUGAAUCGUCCAUUAUCGAUACGAGUUAGUUAACUAACUUUGACCUUCCGUUCGUUCCAUUCCAGAGACGAAUCGUUUGUUUAGUAGGAAAUGUAUUAUUUAAGAUAUAUUAUUUAAGAUGGCGCAGUUAUUUCUUUGUUUCAUAUUGCCUUAAAAUGUAACAUAGAACGCGAUUAACGAAAUAAAAUAUAUUUUUAAAUCGGAAAA